Molecule: messenger RNA, 782 nt
Organism: Sinocyclocheilus anshuiensis
Lineage: Eukaryota; Metazoa; Chordata; Actinopteri; Cypriniformes; Cyprinidae
Product: ribonuclease H2 subunit C-like
Exons: 6
Coding region: 173-583 (136 amino acids)
Biological process (GO): RNA catabolic process
Cellular component (GO): ribonuclease H2 complex
Source: RefSeq, a predicted model, not a curated record
UUUUUCGAGUCAUCAACGGUAGAUGGCAGAAUACUUUGGAUUUGACCGCGAAAAACAUCCGCGUGGGGGCGAAGAAAUACAGCACGCCCAAUCACAGUAAACGCAGCUGUCCCACGUGACACGUUAUAAACAAUUCUGAAAACAAGCAAGAUUACAUUGACUGCUGUAAAAUAUGUCAGCAAACAGUUGUGUGACAGCUAUCCGGCUUGAUUCCCUCAAGCAAGCUGACAAACCACAGAUCCACCUGCUACCUUGUGAAAUAGAGCAUGACGGACCUGCUGAAGUCUUCAAGUUCUUUAAUCCCACUGUGAAGGAACACAAACACGAAACGACAGUGUCAUUCAGAGGUCGGGGGCUGAAGGGUCAGGAAUUGCAUUGCCCAAAUGGAUACACAGGCCUAGAGCUGAAAGAGGUCCAGAAGCCUGCAUCUGAUCAAGAGGACAGAGUAGUAAAAGUUUCUUCAGUGUUCCAUCAUUUCACAUACUGGAAUCUGGAGACGCCUCCCACAUCCGAUGAUGGAGUUGUGAUGGCGAUGGCAUGGCCUCAGCUAGCAGAGGCAAUGCAUGGACCAGUGGACGACUGAUAAUGGACAAUGUUUUAUUGUGGAGAUCUGCUUCUCAAGUAAAUAUUUACAGUUAAACAAAUGUGAAAAUGAUUCUUUGUUGGAAGACAGUAUAAGUAACUUACUGUGUUGUGGUAGUAACCACCAUUUUUUACCAAACAUAUGUUGAAGAAUAUCACAGUGCAACAUGACUAACUAUUAAAAGUCUUGUUUUAUUGUU